UUGAAAUCGCUACAAAAACUUACUGUUACGCUAUUAUCCUCCUCUCUACAAAAACAAAAGCCCCAACGACCAGAGAAGGAAGGGGGAGAGAGAGGGGGGACUCAGAGACGAAGUCGCCUCUCGAUUCCUUGCUUUCUCGGCGUCCGUGCCCUCUUUCUUUCUCUCUCUCUCUCUCUUCUAUCUUUAUUCAAUGAAUAAUAAUUAAUAGGAAUGAUUAAAAAAUAAUUUUUGAAAGCAUAUAUAUAUAACGGUAGGUGAAUUCCCUCUCCUCCCUGUUCUUAUGAGCGUGGUUGCCUUGCAGGGCUGCUGAGCAAGCGGUAAUGCGACCGCGCCGGUGACCAGAUCUCGCUUAUGGAUCCUCCUUUCUCCGGAUUUGUACUUGACCCAUCCAAAUGCUGUAAGCUAAGCAUGAACGAGAAGAGGGAACUGGUUCACGAAUUAUCUAAAUGGCCAGAAACUGCACCUGAAAAGCUACAAACAUGGAGCCGCCGCGACCUUAUAGAAAUCCUUUGUGCAGAAAUGGGAAAGGAGAGAAAGUACACCGGAGUAACAAAGCAAAAGUUAAUAGAACAUCUUUUUAAGGUUGUGUCUGACAAGAAAUCUGGAAAACUUACUGAAGACAUUGACCCAAUUCCUCAGUUGCCUCCAACCAACAAUCAACCCCCUUCCAAAAGACAGAGAAAGACAGAUCACCCUUCUCGUCUCCCAAUUGAUACAAGCAAUAAUUCAGUAGAUAAUGGCGGUGAAGCUUCUAGAAAUGUCCGUCUCUGUGAAAAUUUAGUUUGCAAAGCCACUUUAAGCAUAGAUAGUCCUUUUUGCAAACGGUGUGCAUGUGGUAUAUGUUACAAGUACGAUGAGAAUAAGGACCCAAGCCUUUGGUUGGUUUGCAAUUCGGAUUAUCCAUAUCAGGGUGAUUCCUGCGGCAUAUCUUACCACAUCGAGUGUGUUCUGAAUCAUGAUCGAGCUGGUGUUAUGAAGAGUGGGAAGUGCAUACAACUAGAUGGCAGUUAUUAUUGUGUUCACUGUCAGAAAGUGAAUGAUCUGCUAGCAUGCUGGAGGAAGCAACUCAUGUAUGCAAAAGAGGCAAGGAGAGUUGAUACAUUGUACCAAAGGGUUUCUUUAAGCCAUAGAUUUCUCAAGUCUAGUGGGAAGUACCAAAAUUUGCAUGAGAUUGUAGAUACAGCAAUGAGGAAACUAGAGUCUGAAGUUGGACCGGUAAAUGGUUUCUCAAAUAUGGCUCGUGGGAUUGUUAACAGACUUUCUGUUGGUGCUGAAGUCCAGAAGCUCUGUGCUCGUGCUGUAGAGUUGCGGGACUCCAUAUUUUUAAGUGGUUCGCUAUACAAGAAAUCCCCUGUGCCACACUCAAGCUUUAUCAAAUUUGAAGACGUAUCCUCAACUUCUCUAACACUGAUACUAGGUUCAGAAGACAACACAUUAUUACCCCAAGAGCAUCUUGGCUACACUUUGUAUCAUCGAAAGGCCAACAGCAAAGACUAUCCUUCAGAGCCCACUGGUACUAUUUGUAACCCUAAGACAAAAUUUCAUAUAAACAAUCUCUCUCCAGCUACCGAAUAUAUAUUCAGAGUGAUUGCCUUCAGCAACACAACAGAGUUGGGAAAUUGGGAAGUUGUAGCAACAACUGAUAGAAGUAAUGAAAGCCCAAAAACAAAUACUAGUGGUGUAUCCAAUCCUUCGGCUGAAGGAAAUGAAUCCAAUAGCAUUGAGAAAGAAGAGACACCGAUGAAUUCGGGUUCAGGUUUAGAUGAGGAUCCAAAUCCAAGGACCCACGAGGCCCAAAAAGACCAGACAUCCGAUGUUAAUAUACCUAAGUCUGAUAAUGAAUCAAAUACACCUGUUGGAAAUGAAAUGGUUCCAUCUACUUUGCCUGUAACUCCUUCAAGAUUGGAAGCUAAUAAGCCUAAUCCAAGCUGUAACUCCCUUGACAAUGGCCUCUCGAAGCCAGAAAAAGAGCCUGGUAGUUCAUCAAAGAAAACUACUAAAGAUGGUUCUUCGUCGAAUGAAGGAGAAUAUGAGUACUGUGUUAAGGUAAUUAGACGAUUGGAAUGUGAAGGGUAUAUUGAGACAAACUUUAGGGUCAAAUUUCUGACUUGGUUCAGCUUGAGAGCAAGUCCACAAGAGAGAAGAAUCGUUAGUGUUUAUGUUGAUACUUUAAUUGAUGAUCCUGGGAGUCUUGCAGGGCAGUUAGUGGAUACAUUUUCUGAAGCAAUUUGGAGCAAGAGGCCACCACCCAUGCCUACUGGAUUUUGCAUGAAGCUUUGGCAUUGAGAGGCAUUCUUUGAGUGCAAAAUUGUUCAAUUGAUUCUCCAUUGAAAUUAUACUUUUAUAAAGUUAUCGAUCUAAUUCAUACGGCAGUUGGCAUUACAAUGUUUGUUUCUGUAGCAAGAAAUUCUAUUUCAUAGGAUUCAUAAUUGUUUAUUUCCCCCUCUAUUUUGGGUUAUUGGUGCUGUAGCUUUUUUCAGUGAAAUGUUUAGAAAAUGUUGCUCACAUGAGUGUUUGUGUCCUGCAACCUGAGAAUUGAAUAACUGUGAACUAACUUGUGGUAGAAUUUAUAGAAGACUUGUUGUUGAGA
Messenger RNA from Asparagus officinalis (garden asparagus), 2590 nucleotides. RefSeq names its product VIN3-like protein 2. Lineage: Eukaryota; Viridiplantae; Streptophyta; Magnoliopsida; Asparagales; Asparagaceae. Bases 352 to 2286 code for a protein of 644 amino acids. Gene Ontology annotation, molecular function: protein binding. The record is from RefSeq and is a predicted model, not a curated record. Gene Ontology annotation, biological process: vernalization response; epigenetic regulation of gene expression. The transcript has 4 exons.